Molecule: messenger RNA, 1448 nt
Organism: Panicum virgatum (switchgrass)
Lineage: Eukaryota; Viridiplantae; Streptophyta; Magnoliopsida; Poales; Poaceae
Product: transmembrane protein 120 homolog
Exons: 10
Coding region: 204-1268 (354 amino acids)
Cellular component (GO): membrane
Source: RefSeq, a predicted model, not a curated record
AAAAAGGAGGAUUGGAGAGAGGCUCUCUCCUCUCCUUCCUUGGUUCUCCUUCCUCCUCUUUCCUUUGGGCAGGGCCCACCGCAGGAACGGCCCACCUGGCAGUGACAAGGUGAGGGUGACGUGUAAGGCGCAGCGCACCCGCACCGCACGAACACGCACCUCUCCUCCAAUCAUCGCUUCCUUUCCCUUCCGGCCUGCUGCCAAUGUCACGCGACGGCGACGCCCGCGGCCUCGAGGCGGAGGCGGCGGCCGCGGCCGAGGCGGCGCGGGAGCUGAGGGAGGCGGCCGCCGCCCUCGUAGCCACGCGCGCAGCCGAAGAGGACGCGCUGCGCCGCCGCGCCGUCGCGCUCGACGCCGACGUCCGCCGCCUCCAGGGCUCGCUCCCCGCCCUCGACCCAUCCGCGGUCGACAAGAUCGAGGAGGAAUUGGAGCGUGCCAGGGUAGCCAUCACAGAUAGUGAUGUGGCUUCGUUUCUCCCCAGCAAGCGAAAUGGGAAGUUCCUUAAGAUGUUUCUAGGCCCUGUGAAUGUGCGGGUUGCCAGGAAGGAAGAUAAGCUCAAAAUCAAGGAUGAGUACAAUAAUUAUAGGGAUAGGACUGCCUAUAAGUUUCUGCUGUUUCCAUCUAUCCUCCUCCUCCUAAGAUGGUGGAUAUGGGAUGGAUGCCUUCCAGCGUGGGCAGUUCAGAUCUACCAGGCUUGGUUACUAUUCCUGUACACAAGCUUUGCUUUGCGGGAGAAUGUAUUGAUUGCAAAUGGAAGUGACAUUCGUCCAUGGUGGAUAUAUCACCACUAUCUAGCUAUGGUAAUGGCUCUUAUUAGCCUUACAUGGGAGAUAAAGGGACAACCUGAUUGUUCUAGCAAGCAGAGGGGGGUGCAACUCUUCCUGCGUUGGGCAAUCAUGCAAGGGAUUGCAAUGCAUCUACAGAACAGAUACCAGCGUCAAAGAUUACGCACUCGCAUAGCUCUAGGAAAGGCAAAAAGAAUGGAUGUUGUUGCUGGAGAAACAGCAGGUGUGGAGGGGCAGCUCUUGUUGCUAUAUCCUGUCCUUUUUAUAUUACAGGGUUUUGAGGCGUAUGUUGGAGUUUUGCUUCUUCAGACAGCUUUGAACGGGCUUGCCUCUGAAUGGCAGGUUGUAGUUUGCGGGAUCCUGCUGGUGGUAAUGGCAGUGGGAAACUUUGUCAACACUGUGGAGACACUGAUAUUGAAGUUGAGGUUCAAAGCAAAGAUGAAGAAAGCCAAGGGCAGGCAGGACCGCCCGCAUCAAAAUUGACGAAAGCAGAAUGCUGACACCAUCUCUUUUGUAAAUCCUUUGACCCGUAAAACAUUUUUGGCUGCUUGUAAUUCCCUGUUUUGGUAUUUGGUCCUGUAACACUGAAGUUGAUACCCUAUAGAAACACGAAGAAAGAUACAUAUGUUUCCUCUUCAGAUGAAAAUUGCGAGUUUGAAUGUA